This is a messenger RNA of Varanus komodoensis (Komodo dragon), 5627 nucleotides long. RefSeq names its product myosin VC (gene MYO5C). Gene Ontology annotation, biological process: actin filament organization; vesicle transport along actin filament. The record is from RefSeq and is a predicted model, not a curated record. Gene Ontology annotation, molecular function: ATP binding; microfilament motor activity; actin filament binding. Gene Ontology annotation, cellular component: vesicle; actin cytoskeleton; cytoplasm. The coding region runs from base 1 to 5229 and encodes 1742 amino acids. The transcript is spliced from 41 exons. NCBI's taxonomy places the organism in Eukaryota, Metazoa, Chordata, Lepidosauria, Squamata, Varanidae.
AUGGCGCUCGCCCACCUGUACACGCAGUACAACAGAGUUUGGAUCCCUGAUGCUGAAGAGGUUUGGCAAUCUGCCGAAAUGACAAAAGACUACAAGAUUGGGGACUGCACCCUUCACCUCCAGUUAGAAGACGGCACGGAAUUGGAUUAUCCAAUUAAUCCCAGUGCUUUGCCACCUUUGAGAAAUCCAGACAUACUCGUGGGUGAAAAUGAUCUCACGGCGCUUAGUUACCUUCAUGAGCCGGCUGUUCUGCAUAAUCUCAAAGUUCGCUUUGUGGAGUCCAAGCUGAUUUACACCUACAGUGGGAUAAUCUUAGUCGCAAUGAACCCCUACAAACAGCUGCCAAUAUAUGGAGAUGCCAUAAUCCAUGCCUACAGUGGCCAGAAUAUGGGGGACAUGGAUCCGCACAUAUUUGCUGUGGCGGAGGAAGCUUACAAGCAAAUGGCAAGGAACAACAAGAAUCAAUCCGUUAUUGUCAGUGGAGAAUCAGGUGCUGGGAAAACCGUUUCCGCCAGAUACGCUAUGAGAUACUUUGCGACGGUCAGCAGGUCCAGCAGCAACACGCGAGUCGAGGAUAAAGUGCUGGCAUCCAAUCCAAUAACAGAGGCUGUCGGUAAUGCUAAAACCACACGCAAUGACAAUAGCAGUCGCUUUGGCAAAUAUACAGAAAUCAGUUUUGAUCGGAGAUACCAGAUCAUCGGUGCCAAUAUGAGAACAUACCUGCUUGAAAAAUCCAGAGUUGUCUUUCAGUCAGAGAAUGAAAGAAAUUACCAUAUAUUUUAUCAGCUGUGUGCUUCAGCUCAGAGACCAGAAUUCAAACAUCUUAAACUGGCAAGUGCUGAAGAAUUUAACUACACUAACAUGGGUGGAAACAGUCUGAUUGAAGGAGUGGAUGACAGUGCCAAUAUGACGGAGACGCGGAAGACCUUCUCCCUGCUAGGCCUAAAAGAAGAUUUCCAGAUGGAUGUCUUUAAAAUACUGGCAGCAAUUCUGCAUUUAGGCAAUGUCCAGAUCAUGUCUGUCAGUGAUGAAAGAUCUUCUGUUAGGCUGGAUGAUAAACAUCUUAAUAUAUUUUGUGAACUACUGGAUUUAGAAAGUGACAAAAUGGCCCAGUGGCUGUGCCACAGAAAAAUUAUCACUACCUCCGAGACUGUAGUAAAACCAAUGACAAAACUUCAAGCCGUUAAUGCUCGUGAUGCCUUGGCAAAAAAGAUCUAUUCUCAUCUUUUCGAUUUCAUUGUGGAACAAAUUAACAAGGCAUUGAAGUUUUCUGGUAAACAACACACUUUUAUUGGUGUUUUGGACAUCUACGGAUUUGAAACUUUCGAUAUGAAUAGCUUUGAGCAGUUUUGCAUCAAUUAUGCCAAUGAAAAACUACAGCAGCAAUUUAACCUGCAUGUAUUUAAACUUGAACAAGAAGAAUAUAUGAAGGAAAAUAUCCCGUGGACGCUAAUUGACUUUUAUGACAACCAACCUGUCAUCGACCUUAUUGAAGCUAAAAUGGGCAUUUUAGAACUACUGGAUGAAGAGUGUUUGUUGCCACAAGGAACGGAUGAAAACUGGCUUCAGAAGUUAUAUAACAAUUUUCUAAACAAGAACCCACUGUUUGAAAAGCCAAGAAUGUCCAAUUCUUCUUUUAUAGUCCAGCAUUUUGCUGACAAGGUGGAGUACAAAAGUGAAGGAUUUUUGGAGAAAAACAGAGAUACUGUGUAUGAAGUAUUGACUGAAAUCCUGAAAACAAGCAAGUUUCAACUGUGUGCCAACUUUUUUCAAGACAGUCCAGGACCUGUUUCCCCCUUCAGCUCCAUGAUCAAGGUUAAGUCUGCAAAGGUGGUGAUCAAAUCGCCGAAUAAACAGUUUCGCACAACGGUGGGCAAUAAGUUCCGCAAUUCCUUAUAUUUAUUAAUGGAAACGCUAAAUGCAACCACUCCUCAUUAUGUGCGAUGCAUAAAACCAAAUGACGAGAAGGUAGCAUUUGAGUUUGACUGCAAAAGAGUGACUCAGCAACUGAGAGCAUGUGGAGUUUUAGAAACAAUUCGGCUUAGUUCUCAGAGUUACCCAUCUAGAUGGACUUACAUUGAGUUUUACAGCCGCUACAGCAUUCUCAUGGCUCAGCACGAACUGUCUCUCGUGGAUAAGAAACAAAUUUGCAAGAUUGUUCUGCAGCGCUUAAUCCAGGACCCAAGCCAGUAUCAAUUUGGCAAAACAAAAAUUUUCUUCAGGUCAGGACAGGUGGCUUAUUUGGAAAAACUGCGCUCGGAUAAAUUGAGGCAAGCAUGUAUUGUGAUUCAGAAGAACAUCCGAGGGUGGUUACAGCGAAAGAAAUUCCUACAAGUCCGACAAGCAGCGAUUAUAAUCCAGCAGUACUUCCGAGGGCAGCGAACUGUACGAAAAGCCGUAACUGCGACUGCCCUGAAGGAAGCCUGGGCAGCUAUCACCAUUCAGAAGUACUGCCGAGGAUACCUAGUGCGCAAGCUUUGCCAGCUCAUCCGGGUGGCGGCCUUGACAAUCCAGGCAUUUGCCCGAGGAUUUCUCGCAAGGAGGAAAUACAGAAAGAUGCUUGAAGAACAUAAAGCUUUAGUCCUGCAGAAAUAUGCCCGGGCUUGGCUUGCUAGACGUAGAUUUCAGAAUAUUCGACGUUUCGUGCUGAAUAUUCAGCUUUCGUACCGAGUACAGAGACUGCAGAAAAAGCUGGAAGACCAGAAUAAAGAGAAUCACAACCUACUGGAACGAUUGACUACUCUAGCCUCAAACCACUCCAGCGAUGUAGAAACAAUUCAGAAGCUUCAGAAGGAUCUUGAAAAAUUAACCAUGCAAAAGAAAAAAUAUGAAGAAAAGGAAAAGAAGCAAAGAGAUGACUACGAACAGAGGGUCACAAAACUUGAAAAUCACCAUGCGGAGUUACAAGAACAGAAGAGGCAGCUAGAAAAGGAACUUCAAGAGAAAACUGAGGAAAUGAAAGAUAAAAUGGAUGCCUUGACGAAACAGCUUUUUGCUGAUGUUCAGAAAGAAGAAAAGCAACGAAUAAUUCUUGAGAAAAGUUUCCACAACCAGAAGCAAGACUAUGAAAAAACAAUCGAGUUGCUAAAGGCAGAAAUAAAAUCUCUCAAAGAAGAAAAUGUUCAGCACCAAAAACAAGUUCAAGAAAAACAACAGAUUCAGGAUGGAUUAAAAAUGGAAGUAGAAGAACUUACGAACCAAGUAAAGAUAAUCCCCGAACUGCAAAAAGAAAUUGAACUAAUUCAGACUCAGAAGCUGGAUCUGGAGAAGCAACUGCAGUACCAGAAGCGGGAAAUGAGAGACAAGAUGUCGGACAUCAUAAGGCAGCUUCGGGAGAGCUAUGACUUUGCAGAUGUAAGGAGCAGAUUGUCUCCUGAAGAUUUGGAGCAUUUAAAUGAAGAUGGGGAACUCUGGUUUGCCUACGAAGGCCUUAAAAAAGCCACAAGAGUAUUGGAAAACCAUUUCCAGUCACAGAAAGAAAACUAUGAAAGGGAGAUAGAAGGUCUUAAUUCUAAGGUUGAACAUCUUAGUCAAGAAAUAAACCACUUACAGAAGCUGUUCAGGGAGGAAAAUGACAUAAACGACAGUAUUCGGCUCCAAGUGACCCGACUAACUUCGGAAAACAUGAUGAUCCCAGAUCUCAAGCAGCAGAUCUUUGAGCUUCAGAAGCAGAAGAUGGAUCUUGAAAACUGUCUUCAAGAUGAAGUUGCCAAGAAUAAAGAGAAAAUGGAAGAAAUAUCAGAUCUCUUGCGUCAAAACAUGGAAGAAGAAGGACCACAAAGAAGAGCAUUACAAGUUCAAAAUGAAAUUUUCACCAAGGAAAAAGAAAAGUUGAUGGGCACAUUUGAAGAGUUCGAGGAGGCAAAUGUUCACAUUGCAAAACAACUUGGAAGAGAGAAUGAAACCAAGGACAAAAUACGGCAGGAUCUGGCAUACCUUACCAUGGAAAAUACGGAUCUAGAGGAAGAGCUGGAUAAGAAAGACAGAUUGAUAAAGAAACUUCAGGAUCAGAUCAACACUCUUAGAAAGUCUUUAGAAACCGCCAAUGAAGUGCCUGCGUCAUCCAUGAUGGAAGAAUAUCUUGGAAUGUUGCAGUACAGAAAGGAAGAUGAAGCAAGAAUUGUUCAGAAUUUGAUUCUUGAUCUAAAGCCUCGUGGGGUAGUGGUUAAUAUGAUACCGGGACUCCCAGCUCACAUCCUCUUCAUGUGUGUGAGAUACGCAGACUAUCUGAAUGAUGACGACAUGCUGAAAUCUUUCAUGAACAUGAGCAUCAAUGGUAUCAAACAAGUGAUUAAGGAACAUGUAGAAGACUUUGAGAUGUUGUCUUUCUGGCUCUCAAAUACAUGCCAUUUUCUUAACUGCUUGAAACAAUACAGUGGAGAAGAGGAGUUCAUGAAGCACAAUACUGCGCAGCAAAAUAAGAACAGUCUGAAGCACUUUGAUCUUUCCGAAUACAGGCAGGUUCUCAGUGACCUGGCCAUUCGUAUUUAUCAUCAAUUCAUUAUUGUAAUGGAGAACAAUAUUCAGCCAAUGAUAGUGCCGGGAAUGCUGGAGUACGAAAGCCUCCAAGGGAUUUCUGGUUUGAAACCGACCGGAUUCCGCAAGCGUUCGUCCAGCAUUGACGAUACAGAUGCCUACACCAUGACGUCCAUCUUGCAGCAGCUCAGCUAUUUUUACAGCACCAUGUGUCACAACGGCUUGGACGCAGAGCUGGUGAAGCACGUGAUGAAGCAGCUUUUCUUCCUGAUAGCGGCAGUCACGCUGAACAGCCUCUUCCUCCGCAAGGACAUGUGCUCUUGCCGAAAAGGCAUGCAGAUAAGGUGUAACAUCAGCUACCUGGAAGAAUGGCUUAAGGACAAGAAUCUGCAGGGCAGUUCUGCCAAGGAGACAUUAGAGCCUCUUUCCCAGGCAGCAUGGCUCCUUCAGGUCAAAAAGACCACAGAUGACGACGCCAGGGAAAUCUCUGAACGCUGCACAGCCCUUUCUGCAGUGCAGACAGUAAAAAUCCUCAACUCCUACACUCCUAUAGAUGAUUUUGAGAAGAGAGUGUCUCCAUCAUUUGUUCGUAAAGUCCAGGCUAUGCUGAACAACAGAGAAAAUUCUUCACAACUGAUGCUAGAUACAAAAUACCUCUUCCAAGUGACAUUUCCCUUCACCCCCUCUCCACAUGCUCUGGAAAUGAUAGAAAUCCCCAGCAGUUUCAAACUUGGCUUUCUUACUAGAAUAUAACAGAUUGUACAUUGACUCUUUGCUGGAAGGGUAAAUGAUUGUCACUCAAGUGCUUCCUUAGUCACUGUGAAGUCAACUUUUUAGUAUGGAGGUUAAUCCUGAAAAGCAUUUGGAAAUCAAACUGUCUCCCUUCUUCUGGUUUUAGAGUGGAACUCUUUGUAGUCUUCAGAUGUUUCAUUUUGGACCCAGCCAAGCUAAAACGAUUGUUUUUAGUCCAUGGUGGUUCCCCAUAUUACGAAAUACUUUCUGCAAUGAAGGAUUAACAAGGCAAUUUUUGUAACACUUUUGCUACAGUGUUUGUAUAAUCUUGUUUGUAAAUUUCCAUCACUGCAUAUGUAUAUUUUAAGGAAGUUGUUAAACAUCUUGGAUAUUUAAUAUAAUGAUACAAGACAGUGUCA